Messenger RNA from Strongylocentrotus purpuratus (purple sea urchin), 7707 nucleotides. Its product is annotated as genetic suppressor element 1. Lineage: Eukaryota; Metazoa; Echinodermata; Echinoidea; Camarodonta; Strongylocentrotidae. The transcript is spliced from 15 exons. The coding region runs from base 578 to 3718 and encodes 1046 amino acids. The record is from RefSeq and is a predicted model, not a curated record.
CCACUAUCCAGGCCACCUCCCCCCUGGACCAAGCACCAAACCCCCUCCCUUGACCGUGGUAUCCUCCGCUAACAGCAAGGCUAACCGUACUACCGCUACCGUAACCCCCUUCAGCCAAUCAGCCAGCACCGUCACGGUGACCAGUGGCAACGGCGGUGCAGGCACCAACCAGGCCUUGGCCGCCACUCGCACCUCCAGCUUCGCGGCCGCCCUGCGUAAACUGGCCAAGCAGGCCAACGACAAUGGCCCAGAUGAAAUCUCGCCAAGAACCUCGCCUGCCAGUACAACACGUAGCUCUGCCUCGACCCCGUCCAAGUACCACCUAGGACCCUCGCCCCUCGUGGUGCCUACCUCCAGCCCUCCGGUCGUUACCAUCGCCCCAACCCACACCACCAGCUCCACCUUGGAUUCAAGAAGGGAGCUUGAAAGAAGAAGUCAAAGCAACUCAGUAGAUCGUAGCCUUGGUAGGUCACUAUCAGGAGAGAGUGCUUCAUCUAUCUGGAGAGGAAAAGAGAGCCCAAGUCUAGGGCUAGGUCCAAGGAGACCACUAGCCCAAUUACCGAGCAAGUCGGAGGAGAUGGCUGGGAGGGGCUUUCAGCCGUACCGUGCUGGAGAAGACCCAAUCAGACCCCCGACAGCCACACCCCACCAUCUAGCGGCAUACGACCCCGCUGCCAUGGCUCAAAUCUCUUCAUAUCCAUUCCAUCCGGCGUUCCUCACACCAGCAAACCUUCAAUAUCCAACUUUCAGACCUGAAGAGCAUUUUGAGCGCUAUGCCUCCUACCCUGGUCUUCGGCCUCCAUUCCUGCCUCUGGGUUCACCCCAUGCACAACUCUUCCCCCACCCAGCCAUCAGCCCGCUCUUCACUGGGCUCCGCUACCCUGCAGACCUGCAGGCUGCUAUGCAGAUGCCCCAUCUCUCACCAGGAGCCAUGUCAUUUGGGGGACUGGGUAACCCCAUCACUGCAGCAGAAAGAGAGAAGGUGCUACAGGAGCAGCAGCGAGAGAGGGAACGAGAGCGACGUGCGGAGGAGUUGAGAUUGGAGCAGAACCGAGAGAGGAGUAGGAGCGAGAGGGAUUCAGCAUCUCUUCAUCACGACAGGGGUAGGGUUGAUGAGAGGAGGUACUCCAACAGCCCAGCAAGAGAUUCGUCAAGUUCCAGACGACCCCUGUCACACUCAUCGGUGGGGUCCAGCAAACCCUCGCCCCAGGACCAAGCCCCCCUUCCCCUCCUCAAGAAGGCAGACAGGGAGGACAGAUGGAGUGAGAAACACCGUCACACACCCCGCAGCGGACGGGAGGACCAUCACCACAAUCAGGAGUCCCCUACUAACUACUCCCAGCAUAGAGAUAUACCUUCCCAUGAUGCUACUCGCUACCUGUCAGACAGGGAGAGAAAAGCUCACCAUGAGAGGGAGCUGUUACUACAACAAGACAGGAAGAUUGCUGAAAGGCAUGAAGCUGAACAUCGGGAGAGACAGAGAGAAGAGCAUUCCAGCCAUCAUCCACCUCCCCUGACCUCUCUGCAUGGGUCAUCGCACCUAUCAGCACAUGUAUCCUCCCACGGGUCAUCCCACGGGUCAUCCCACGGGUCAUCCCACGGGUCAUCCCAUGGGUCAUCAACCCAUGGCUUGCCACACCCCUCCACCACCCAUGAGGUUCACAACAAGCUCAGUGCUUAUAACAAUCAUAGAACAGUAGAUUAUGAACGCUUGCCCCCUUCAAGGACGUUACAUAAUGAUAGCAAACAUACCGAACGCAUGCCCAGUGAUCACAGACGGUUACAGCAAGCACAUAGCGGCAGCGGUGGUGCUAGUAGCAACAGCAACAGUAAAUCGGGUAGCCACGUACCGCUUAAUUCCAAUGUGGAGGACAAGGAUUCACCGCGCCACACGCAGACUCUCUUGAAGAACCAGGCGCAGCUGGGACCCUAUGACUUAAGCCACCCGCAUGCAGAGUUCACAAGGCAUAUCCAUGAGUUCUACCGCAAUCAGCAUAUACGGGACGCUCUACCAGGUCACAUGAACAGGUCAAGCUCUGAGCCAGCCAUCAGUAAGCUGGAUCUAGAGGAGAAGCGCAAGAGCGAGGAGAGACUCAACGGUGUCUAUGCCUCUAGUGAGAGUGAAUCAGACAGCGAGGAGGAGUUGGAGGAUAAGCGGGAGCGGCAUCGCAGGAGGAUGAUUCGCAUCGUCAAACGAUCCAGACUCAAGAUGGAUGCUAACGAGAAGAAGUUUGGAUUCCUCAAUACUAUGGGAUUAAUCACUCAUAAAGACAGGAGGGAGGUGAGACGAGAUCAGAGGCGGAAGAGGAGGCGGAUCUAUGGAGAGGACAUGCCCCCAGCCAAGGUAUCUAAGGUGAUGCCCCAACCCCCUCUCUUACCCUCUGCUGCACCCCUCACCCAGGAUGACUUUCAGAAGGAGCUCAACUACCCUCACAAGUGCCGCUUUCUCCGCAUCUUUGGACUGGAUACGCUCACACAGGAAAAGAAGCAAGGCAUGGCUAAUGCCAAGAAAGCAGUAGAAGCAGACAGAGAACGUAAGAUAAGGAGAGAUAAUAAAGAUGGUGAUGCACCACAGCCUAAUAAUGCCGAUGCCCACAGCCCAGCAAUAGAUGCAGUGCUCCAGCAGAGAUUACAAGAGGGAAAGGAGGGUUCCCCUUACAUCAACUCUCACCCUGGUCUGCAGACCCCCCUCAACCACCUCCAGAUCGACGACAAGUCCUCCACCCCACCUGUACCUCUAGGAACAAUCCCGGGUUCAACUGCUGGUGCGGUGUCAUCAACGACCAAUCACAACAAUGCACAUUCCCCGAGCGACGUAGACUCCUCAGCAUCAUCAAUGCCCGACCCUGCUUCUAAUAACAACCAACAGCUACUGAAAACAGCACCUCCGGCAGGCAGCGGGGACGUGGUACCGACGAAGAGCGUGGAUGCCAUGCAGCUGAAGAAGGAAAUCAAGCAAGAGGUGGUGAAUGGUGAGUUGGCCAGCUAUCGCAGGAGAUCGGACGCCUCUUCAUCUUCAUCAUCCUCAUCGGAAACUGUGCUGAAACAGCCAUCGCCAUUCACUAUCUCAUCAUUCCUCAACACCUCGCGACAUAACUCAACAAACCCCAUCUCGGAUGGUUUCGCUCAGGAGUUCCAUCAAUCGGUGCUGAGAUCUACUCAGGAGAAACUCAAUCAAAAGAAAGGUGCAAGUUCAAACUCGUCUCAGAACGAUUCAGCAGCUAAACGUGACUAUCUCACCAUUCCACCAACAUCAUCUUCAUCAUCAACAUCAUCAUCAUCAUCAUCGUCAUCAACCUCCAGCAGGCAUCAACACCACCACCAACAUCAUCCGCCUUCAUCCACACCACCAUCAUCAUCAUCAUCAUCAUCGUCAUCAUCCAUCUUACCAUCAGCUGCAUCAUCACAGCAGAGUAGCAGACACAAGCCACUAAUGAUGAAUAACCGUCUCUAUUCCUGGCCUGGAUGGGAAGUCGUCUCAGAGUCAUACCAUAGAUACCUAGCAGAUCAACGAUCAGAGAGAUCCAUGCUUUUGGAACACUUAACAGGCCUUACGCACCACAAUGCAGAACUCAAUGGCAAUGCUGAACUGCUUGCAAGGAGGAAAAAUGAGCUGACAGAGCGCAUGUACGAGAUGCAACGAGAAUAUGAGAACUACAUGCGAGAAAUGCAUCUACUUAGGCAAAGAACAAUGGACCUAGAUAAGGCUACAAAAUGAUGUUGCUUGCCUGUCUAGUGAACUUAUCACCAGCAAUGAGAGAGUGCAGGGACCGUCAGCUCGCUCUUCUCAAACAGUAACGAUGGUUGGCGUUGAUUAUAGUGAAAGUAAAAAGCCUUGCUGAGGAUGUUUGCAAUCUUAUUCGAUGGUGCAUUGAUCCAUGUUGGAUGUCUUAGUGUGCAGGUUAUUGCCAGAUAAUCAAACAGACUUUUGAAUUCCAUUCCUUCGUUAGCUUAUAGUCUCUGUUCUUCAGUUCAACAAUUUUGAUUUCCUUACUUAUUAUGGAUGAUGGAAGCGUGCAGUAGGAUGUUCAGCAGAACAGGCCAGGAGCAUAGGGGGAGAUUUAGGAUCAAGAAUCGUGAGGUGUCUGUGGCUUUGUUUGGAGGAGUACUAAUAUCCUGCAGAUACAUGUGGCAGAUGGAUGAAAAAAAAACCAGAAUCAAACUUCAUCAACAAAACAACCAAUAGAGAGGGUGCCCAAGUUUGCCGUGGAUUAGGAUGCAAUGGAGUACAGAGGAAGGUUGAGUUUGUCAAUGAGCGCAAAGUAUUCGUGUUCAUCACAACAUGAAAUACCGGAGGAGCAAAAAUGUUGAAACAUACAUUUCCAAUGUAUUGUAACAAAAAUGUUAACGUUUUGAAAUAGAUUUUCUUUUUUUAAAAAAGAAAAUGUGGGAUCAGUUGAAUUUUAAAGCCGUCUCAGGUUACAUAUGAUAAAUGAUAACUGUAAAUCACUUGGAGAGAUUUGUAUUAAGCACUAUAGAAAUCCAAAUUAUUUAUUUUUUAUUAUUGAAAUUAUCAAGAAGAAAUUUAGAGGAACAGUAAAAUCCAAAGUAAUUUUCACAGAAAAGUUUCUAGACGUACACAAGACAUGGGUGCUUCAGAGCAGUAGUACAAGUUCCUUGACAGAACACUAUGUAUUUUGAUGGAUGGAGAAAAGAUUUUUGAAAAGAUGCUUGAAAACAUGGACCAAGAAAAUUAUAAAUCAAAGUCUGACUCCUGACUGGAAUGAUCCAUAUAUUUUCCAGUCUGGUGUUUUUUAACCACUCAAGAGCAGCUGUUAGAUUUGUGAAGUGUUUCAUUUGUUUACCCAACAAUGUAACAAUACUGAAGCUAUGCUGUUAAUGAAUUUUUACAGUUUGCCUGCAAGAUAAAACUAGAAAGCCUGCAACUAUAGGACAAAAAAAGUAUUUAAUAGGUAACACUCAAUUUCACCCCCCCCCCUUUAUUUCAUCACUUGAAAUAUCUACAGAUUUUUUAAAUUUUUUAAAAUUUGUUGUUGUUGGUGUAUCUCAUUUUGUUUGUUCAUUUCAAAGGAAAUGCAGUUGGCACCAUAGUAUAAAUUGACAUUUUUGUAAUAAACUUUGGCAGGCACUGUAAGAAAACUUGUUGAGAAUGAGAGUGCUGUGAGCAAUAUGCAUAGCAUACAUGGAGCUGCAUGGCAUUAUGAAAGUCAGGUUAGCAUAGUUAAUGUACCUGUAUAUUUAUUCUAUGACGGGAAAUGCUGUCUUAGAUAUGUUUGUCCGGCUAGCAGGGAUAUUUGGUUUUAGACAUGCUAUUUAUUUUAUUUAUACAAUCAAAUUAACUUUGGUUUUCUCUGCUGUAGAUUCUGUAUUUUUGGCAGCUUUCCGUACAUUUGUAGGAUAGUCAUUCCACAUUAUUUAUUCACAAUUGUAAUUUCCCUGUUGAUUUUGAAGGUUCUGAUUUUUUAGAAUAAAGGUAUAUAUAAAGAAUAAAGCAUAUUUUAUGCCCACUGCUUGUUUUCAUCAGCUAACACAAAACUACUCCAAAAUAUGGCAACUACCUAUUACUGAUAUUAAUCGUAAUAACUGCUUUCAUAUAGCACUUAUCACAAUUGAUAGGAAUGGUUAAAUUAAAGAAAGGCAAAACACAUUAGAGUAUCUUGAAUAUUUUAUGAGAAGGAAAAGCAGAAGAUACCAAACCAAGAACCAACCGGGAGGGGAACAUUAAUUAAGACAUGGAGUGGAAUGACACUUCAAGAGUCUAUUGAGGUACCUGCAAACAGAGAUAUGUGUCAAAAUGUUGUUGUCAAUCUCAGAGCUCGGAAAAGAUACCUUGAUAGAUAGAUAGAUCCAAUUAACAAAGUGCUGUUCCUGGAUGAUUGGAUUCAAUUACAAGUGCACAGCCUUCACUUUACCAUGGAGGGAGGGAGCUAGGGAGCAUUCCUGCCUGCCAGUCUAGAUUUCACAUAUGCAUAAAUCCAAUCAUAAACAAUACAUUCUUUCAAAGCAGACAUACGGAUUGAAUCAAACUCCUAUCUCACUACUACAUGGUAGCACAUGAGAGAAGAAAGCAAUAUUUAUCCAAGACUUCUGUUUGUAAUUCUUCGAAGAUUGUGACUAAGUAGUCUUAUUUUCAUAAAAAUCUAGACGAAGUGCUGCUACCAUUUUCCAAGUUUGAACAAGUAUAAGAGGGAAGUUAGGAUAACUUGACUUUCUUGUUACAUAAAGUUUGUUUAACUAUCAUUCUUCUUGUCACAUAGCCUAAUGUUAUUUUGUUGUCCCUUAUAAGUAAGCAUCUUUAUAUCUUUGAAGCAAAGUGCAAUCAUGUAAAAUACAUUUCACUUAAUGUUCAUAUCUAUUAUUAUCCACUGCUGGAUUAAAAUGUUUUUUUCCUUGAUGUUAGGAAAUAUCUUUCAUAAUUUAUUAACAUGUGAGACACCUCCCCCACCCAUACAAGAAUAUUGCACCUGUGUGUUUUUAUGUUCAACUGUACACCUGUUUGAUUUUUUUUUUUUUUUUUAGGGAUAUGCGCUGUUGUAAAUUUGUAAAUAUUGCAGUUUUUCACUCAAAGCAGUCCCUUUUUUAUUCAAUGUGGAGUUCUCUUUUAUGUGUGGCAAUAUAUGUAUACAUGUAUAUAUGCAUAUAUAUGUUGUCAUGUUGGUAGUUUUAUACCUUGAAUUUCAUAUGUAAAGUUGUUUUCAAAAGAUUUCUAGUUUUACACAAACACUUUAAUAUUUAUUUGAAGAAAAACAAGAAAAAAGGCAAUUAUAGAUGUUAAAUCUGUUUAGUUUGGUUUAAUAAUAAUGUGAUGACAUUAGACUUGAAGUCUCUCUUUCACUCUGAAACCAUUGGUAUGAAUACCUACAACACUCCAUAUGAUAUUUUUGUGAGUGUGAGAACUAGAGUGUUGGGAAAUUGUUUCCUUAUAUUUCUUUCAAUCUCAGCUAUCGAAUGUAAUUCUGGGGAAACAAUAUUGGCCCAUUCUCUUGUUCUUACAAAUAAUGACUAAACAGCGUUUUGGUCUUCAAAGAGUUAUUGUGUUGAGAAUGAUUCAGCAAUAUAAACUGAGUUUGUAAUGUAAGGACCAAAAAUUGAUGUUACAGUGGACCAACUUUUUUUUCCUUUUUCCCUUUAUUUCUUUAUGAUAAUUCCAUGCUCAUAGUCCGGACUACCUAGACCGGUACAGAAAGAUAUACAUGCAGUGAUUUUUUUUUUCUUCAUAUUUUUUUAAUACAUACUGUAUCUGAAAUCAAUCCAUUUGGAUCAAAUUUAAGAACGACAACAUUAAUGCUUAAUUGUGUUAUUAUGUAUCGAGUAUUUAUUAAAUGGAUAACACUUGAUUUUGUUUUGAUUUUACAUGUACAUGUUUUUCCACACAGGGUACUAUUUAUCCAAUGUGUUUUUGUCUCCUUUUUUUUCUUUCUCAACACAAUACAGAUUUUUUUUUUUUUCAAGAAGUGCUGGAGUAAAGAAAAAGGCAGCCAUCAUAGUUCAGCUUCAGAAUGUGGCAAAAUAUAUUUAUAUUUAAGAUUCCAAACUAUUUUUCUGUUUGAUUUUUAAACAAGAAUUAUUACAAAUUGAAACAAUGAGAUAAAAUAGAGCAUCUAUAAUUGAAUAAUUAUCAUGUUGCAAAUUUGUCAUUUAUGAAGGUUCCAUAUUAGCCGAAAGAAGAUUAUCGUAAGGCAGAGAUUCACAAAACAUCAGAUUAUUUUGAAAUCUUUGUAGUCUUUAAAGACCCACUGCACCUCU